Messenger RNA from Notolabrus celidotus (New Zealand spotty), 948 nucleotides. It is a transcript of the gene sult2st2, whose product is annotated as sulfotransferase family 2, cytosolic sulfotransferase 2. Lineage: Eukaryota; Metazoa; Chordata; Actinopteri; Labriformes; Labridae. The record is from RefSeq and is a predicted model, not a curated record. Gene Ontology annotation, biological process: sulfation. The coding region runs from base 58 to 924 and encodes 288 amino acids. Gene Ontology annotation, cellular component: cytoplasm. The transcript has 6 exons. Gene Ontology annotation, molecular function: sulfotransferase activity.
CGCAGCACUUUUGACUCCACGAGCAGCAGUGAUUUCACUCAUCUCCUGCUUUGAACUAUGACUGAAGCAGAGUUAUACACACUGUAUAAGGGGGUCUAUCUGCCCACAGUCCUGCAUACUGCAGAGAACCUCAAAUACUAUGAAGACUUCACUUUCCGCCCUGAUGAUAUCCUCAUUGCAACAUAUCCUAAGUCAGGCACAACCUGGAUGCAGGAGAUCGUCCCUCUGAUCAUGAGUGGAGGAGAUCCGGCCUCUGUUGAGACUCUUCCUAACUGGGACCGUGUUCCCUGGCUGGAGGAGAACCGUGCCCACAUCCUCAACCUUGAAGAGAGGCCGUCUCCUCGCAUGUUAACUACACAUUACAGUUUCGGCAUGAUGCCACCAUCUUUCUCUGAAGUAAAGCCAAAGGUCAUCUAUGUCACGAGGAACCCCAAAGAUGUGUUUACGUCUGCCUUUCACUACUAUGAUAUAACUACUUUCCUGGUGAAACCGGGCCUGCAGAGCGAGUUCCUGCGCAAGUUCCUGGAUGGAGAAGUGAUCUUUGGUUCGUGGUUCGAUCACGUGAAGAGCUGGCUGAACGCCGAGGAUAAGAAAAACAUCAUGUACAUCUCCUAUGAAGAGCUGAUUAUGGACCUGAAGGACUCUGUGGCCAGGAUCGCUAAGUUCUUGGAGAAAUCUCUGGAGGCGGAGGUGGUGGAGAAGAUAGCAGAGCGAUGUUUGUUCAAGAACAUGAAGCAGAACAAAAUGUCAAACUACUCUUUAGUUCCUGCUGAAUUCAUGGACCAGGCCAAGUCAGAGUUUCUCAGGAAAGGAAUCGCUGGAGACUGGAAAAACCAGCUGACAGAAGCAGAGGCAGAACACUUUGACGCCGUUUACAAAGACCAAAUGAAAGAUGUCACCUACAAAUUUAUAUGGGAUUAUUAAACCUGAUGAAACACUUUCACCAUA